Molecule: messenger RNA, 958 nt
Organism: Bradysia coprophila
Lineage: Eukaryota; Metazoa; Arthropoda; Insecta; Diptera; Sciaridae
Product: chymotrypsin-2-like
Biological process (GO): proteolysis
Molecular function (GO): serine-type endopeptidase activity
Source: RefSeq, a predicted model, not a curated record
GGAUAUAAACCAUAUGAUAGAUUAAAAACCUCAAUAUAAAAGGCAGCUGCAAUUCCAAAAUGAAAUCACUUCACUCUCGUUUCUAGUCGGUAAUUGUAACUACGAAAAUGAUUAGAGCAAUAAUAGUUCUACUGGCUGUAGUGUCAGCAGCGAUCGCAACUCCGAUCGUUGUGAAUCCAUCUGGUCCUAGUGGACGUCUUUUGGGUGGUGUGGCAGUCAAUCUUGGACAGGUUCCACACAUGGCUUCAUUGAGAUCACUAACGGAUGUUCACUUCUGUGGAGGAUCAAUUGUUUCAAAUCGAUAUAUUGUCACCACGGCUAUGUGUACCCUUGGACGAGCCCUAAACGGAGUCCGUGUCGUCGUUGGAACAGUUACAUUAAAUGCUGGCGGCGCAGCCCAUAUCAGCUCUAACAUAACCUACCAUCCCGCAUUCAACCGCGAAACGUUGGAAAAUGACCUCUCGCUUGUUUUCACAGCAACCGCAAUGGCUUUCACCGUCAAUGUUCAAGCGGUACCAAUCAGUGCAAAUAUAAUUGGCGGAAAUGUUGUGGUUCAAGUCUCAGGAUGGGGCACGAAUACCAUCGGCGGUGGUCAAGGACCCAACAACUUGCAGAGAAUGUCCACGACAACGAUUACUAACGAUGAGUGCCGUACGAGAUUACCGUCACGAAAUGCUGAACGUGUCAACGACCACAAAAUUUGCGCGUUAACCCGCUCUAGUGAGGGUAUUUGUUACGGUGAUGAGGGUGGCGGUUUGAUUGCUGGAGGACAGUUAAUUGGAGUUGCAUCUUGGCAUGUCCCCUGUGCCACUGGUGUGCCUGAUGUCUAUGAACGCAUUGCUGCUCACCGAUUGUGGAUUGCAAGUUUCAUCUAAAUUUUUUGAAUUAAAUCACCGUUAGGUGCGAUGUCGAAUGUUGACAAAAUCGUCAUGAAGAUUUAGAAUUAUAAGCUCAAACA